AUGGAAGUAGUCAACAAUGUUACCGAGUUUAUAUUUUUAGGACUUUCCCAAGAUCCUGGAAUGCAACUGAUACUCUUUGCUCUAUUCCUCCUCUUCUACAUGGUGAUCCUGGGGGGAAACCUGCUCAUUUUGCUCAUGGUUUUUUCUGAUCCCCGGCUUCACACACCCAUGUAUUUCUUUCUCAGUAACUUGUCCUUUGUGGACAUUGCCUAUUCCUCAGCCACAGCACCCAAGAUGAUUGCAGACUUUGUUUCUGAGAAAAAGAUUAUUUCCUACUGGGGCUGUGUAACUCAGAUGUUUACCUUCCACUUUUUUGGUUGUGCUGAGAUUUUUGUUUUGACCGUCAUGGCUUUUGACCGUUAUGCCGCCAUCUGCCAACCGCUCCAUUAUACCACCAUCAUGAGUACCACCGCUUGCACCCUGCUGGCAUCACUGUCCUGGCUGGGAGCCCUGGCUCACUCCUUUGUUCAGACCCUCCUGACCUUUCAGUUACCCUUCUGCAGCUCUCAGAUCAUUGACCACUAUUUUUGCGAUGUCCACCCAGUUCUAAAACUUGCCUGCGCUGACACAACCCUAGUAAACAUGUUGGUGAUUGCCAACAGUGGCCUCAUCUCCCUGGGGUGUUUCCUCAUUCUUCUUGCCUCCUACACAGUCAUUUUAGUCAGUCUUCGGAAGCAGUCUGCUGAGGGCCGGCGCAAGGCUCUCUCUACCUGUGGAUCUCACUUCACUGUAGUAACUUUCUUUUUUGUCCCUUGUAUCUUUAUUUACCUCCGUCCAUCCACCACUUUCCCACUGGAUAAGGCUGUGUCUGUGUUCUAUACCACCAUCACCCCGAUGCUAAACCCACUCAUCUACACUCUGAGGAAUAAGGAUGUAAAGAAUGCCAUGAAUCGGGUGUGGAAUCACAAAGUCUCCUUGAAGGAAAAGCAGAAGGCAUAG
Molecule: messenger RNA, 939 nt
Organism: Bubalus bubalis (water buffalo)
Lineage: Eukaryota; Metazoa; Chordata; Mammalia; Artiodactyla; Bovidae
Product: olfactory receptor 4S2-like
Exons: 1
Coding region: 1-939 (312 amino acids)
Biological process (GO): G protein-coupled receptor signaling pathway
Cellular component (GO): membrane
Molecular function (GO): G protein-coupled receptor activity; olfactory receptor activity
Source: RefSeq, a predicted model, not a curated record